AUGACCCGGGGCUCCCGGCCCUCAGCGGCCAGCGGCGGCGGCGGCAGCGGCAGCGCGGCGGUUCCUGAGCGCGCGGGCCCGGGGCGGCCGCGGGGGACCCCGCCGGGCUCCCACCCGUACCCCGAGUGUUCGGGGCCCCGCGCGGCACCUCAGACCCCGGGCCGGGGCGCGGAGCGGCGGGCGACAAAGUUCAACCCGGGCGGACGCGGGUGGUGGGCGCUGCUUCUGGCGCUCCAGCUGCACUUGUUCCGGGCGCGGGCGCAAGAUGAUGUUGCACCAUAUUUUAAAACGGAGCCAGCUCUACCACAGAUUCACCUGGAAGGGAACCGCCUUGUUCUCACCUGCCUCGCAGAGGGGAGCUGGCCUUUGGAAUUCAAGUGGAUUCAUGAUGGCACUGAGCUCACCACCUACAGCAGCGAAUAUAAGUAUAUCAUCCCAUCUUUACAGAAGCUUGAUGCUGGCUUUUACCAGUGUGUGGUACGGAACAGAAUGGGAGCACUUUUGCAGAGAAAAUCUGAAGUUCAAGUUGCAUAUAUGGGAAAUUUCAUGGACACAGACCAGAGGAAAACGGUUUCUGCAGGACACGCAGCUGUUCUAAACCUACUGCCCAUCUCCAGCUGCCCCAGACCGCAAGUGACUUGGUUUAGAGAAGGCCACAAGAUUAUUCCAAGCAACAGGAUAGCCAUCACGCUGGAGAAUCAGCUAGUGAUCCUUGCCACCACAGACAGUGAUGCCGGGGCAUACUAUGUGCAGGCUGUCAACGAGAAGAAUGGAGAGAACAAGACCAGCCCGUUUGUUCAUUUGAAUAUAGCAAGAGCUAUCACUGCACCAGAAGUCAUGGCUCCAGUCAUCGUGGUUGCCCCGGGCAACAGGACUGUUGUGGCAGGGUCCAGUGAAACCACCUUGGAGUGCAUUGCUAAUGCCAGGCCCGUGGAAGAGGUGAGCAUGCACUGGAAGAGAAACGGCGUGCGACUCACCAGUGGGCUGCACAGCUUUGGCCGGCGCCUCACCAUCAGCAACCCUACAUCUGCUGAUACGGGGCUAUAUGUCUGCGAGGCCUCACUUCGGGGAAGCUCCUUUGAGCCAGCCAGGGCGAAAGCCUUCCUCUCCAUCAUAGAGCCACCAUAUUUCACUGCUGAGCCUGAGAGUCGGAUUUUGGUUGAAGUGGAAGAAACUGUGGACAUUGCGUGUCAAGCCAUGGGGGUCCCUGUUCCCACCCUCCAGUGGUACAAAGAUGCCGUUCCCAUCAGCAAGCUCCAGAACCCUCGCUACCGAGUGCUGUCCAGUGGAGGCCUGCGCAUUCAGAAGCUACAUCCAGAAGACUCUGGAAUCUUCCAGUGCUUUGCCAGUAAUGAAGGUGGAGAGAUCCAGACCCACACCUACCUGGAUGUGACCAAUAUCGCCCCAGCCUUCACCCAGCGUCCAGCCGACACUACAGUGACUGACGGGAUGACAGCCGUUCUGAGAUGUGAGGUGUCUGGAGCCCCCAAACCCGCCAUCACUUGGAAGAGAGGGAACCAUAUUCUGGCCAGCGGCUCUGUCCGGAUCCCUAGGUUUAUGCUACUGGAAUCUGGAGGCCUGCAGAUCACCCCUGCUUUCAUCCAGGACGCCGGCAACUACACCUGCUACGCAGCCAACACAGAGGGCUCCCUAGACGCAUCAGCAGCGCUCACUGUGUGGAAUCGAACGUCCAUCGUUCACCCUCCUGAGGACCAAGUCGUGAUUAAGGGAACCACAGCCACGCUGCACUGUGGAGCCACUCACGACCCCCGGAUCUCUCUCCGCUAUGUCUGGAAGAAGGACAACGUGGCCAUCACCCCUUCUGGCACUUCUAGAAUUGUGGUGGAGAAGGAUGGAUCCCUCCUCAUUAGCCAGACAUGGUCAGGUGACAUCGGAGACUAUACCUGUGAGAUUCUGUCUGAAGGAGGCAAUGAUUCCAGAACAGCCCGGCUAGAAGUAAUUGAACUGCCUCACCCGCCUCAAAACCUCCUGGCCAGCCUGAGCCCCUCCCACAGCCACUCGGUGACGCUGUCCUGGGUUCGGCCCUUCGAUGGAAACAGCCCUGUCCUCUACUACAUUGUGGAGCUGUCUGAAAACAACUCUCCGUGGAAAGUACACCUGUCAAACGUUGGCCCGGAGGAGACCAGUGUCACCGUGAGCGGCCUGACUCCAGCCCGCACCUAUCAGUUCAGGGUGUGUGCGGUGAACCAGGUGGGGAAGGGCCAGUACAGCACAGAGACCAGCAGGUUGAUGUUACCUGAAGAACCGCCAAGUGCUCCCCCAAAAAACAUCGUGGCCAGUGGGCGGACCAACCAGUCCAUCAUGGUGCAGUGGCAGCCACCCCCGGAGACAGAGCACAACGGGGUGCUGCGUGGCUACAUCCUCAGAUACCGCCUGGCUGGCCUGCCCGGAGAACAUCAGCAGAAGAACAUCACCAGCCCUGAGGUGAACUACUGCCUGGUGACAGACCUAAUCAUCUGGACCCAGUAUGAAAUCCAGGUAGCCGCCUACAACGGAGCUGGCUUGGGCGUCUUCAGCAGAGCUGUGACCGAGUACACCUUACAAGGAGUGCCCACCGCGCCCCCACAGCACGUGCAGGCCGAGGCUAUGAACUCCACCACCGUGCAGUUCCUGUGGAACCCUCCCCCGCAGCAGUUCAUCAACGGCAUCAACCAGGGAUACAAGCUUCUAGCUUGGCCGGCAGAUGCCCCUGAGGCCGUCACCGUGGUCACCAUCGCGCCAGACUUCCAUGGCAUCCACCACGGCUAUAUAACCAACUUGAAGAAGUUCACGGCCUACUUCACGUCUGUGCUGUGUUUCACCACCCCAGGGGACGGACCUCCCAGCACCCCCCAGCUUGUGUGGACCCACGAGGACAAACCCGGAGCUGUGGGACACCUGAGCUUCACAGAAAUUCUGGACACCUCUCUCAAAGUCAGCUGGCAGGAGCCCCUGGAGAGAAACGGCAUCAUCACAGGCUAUCAGAUUUCCUGGGAAGUGUACGGGAAGAACGACUCUCGGCUCACACACACCCUCAACAGCACAACCCACGAGUACAAGAUCAAAGGACUGUCAUCCCUAACCACCUACACCAUCGACGUGGCUGCCGUGACGGCCGCAGGGGCUGGCCUGGCCACGUCAUCCACCAUCUCUUCUGGGGUGCCCCCAGACCUUCCUGGUGCCCCAUCCAACCUGGUCAUUUCCAACAUCAGCCCUCGCUCGGCCACGCUUCAGUUCCGACCGGGCUACGACGGGAAGACAGCCAUCUCCAGAUGGAUCGUGGAGGGGCAGGUGGGAGCCAUCGGUGACGAGGAGGAAUGGGUCAGCCUCUACGAGGAGGAGAACGAGCCUGAUGCACAGAUGCUGGAGAUCCCAAACCUCACACCAUACACUCACUACAGAUUUCGGAUGCGACAAGUGAACAUCGUUGGUCCAAGCCCCUACAGCCAGUCCUCCCGAGUCAUCCAGACCCUGCAGGCUCCACCUGAUGUGGCGCCCAGCAGCAUCAGCGUGCGCACAGCCAGUGAGACCAGCCUGCGCCUGCGCUGGGUGCCCCUGCCCGAUUCCCAGUACAAUGGGAACCCCGAGUCUGUAGGGUACAGGGUGAGGUACUGGCGCUCAGACCUCCCCUCCUCAGCACUGGCCCAAAUCGUCAACGACCGGCUGGAGAGGGAGCUCACCAUUGAGGAGCUGGAGGAGUGGACCGAGUACGAGCUGCAGAUGCAGGCCUUCAACGCCAUUGGGGCAGGGCCCUGGAGUGAGCUGGUGCGGGGCCGGACACGGGAAUCAGUUCCCUCAGCCGCCCCUGCCAACGUGUCUGCCCAAGCUGUCAGCUCCACCCAGAUUCUGCUGACAUGGAGCUCCGUCCCCGAGCAGGACCAGAACGGCCUGAUCCUGGGCUACAAGAUUCUGUACCGAGCCAAAGACCUAGACCCCGAGCCCCGGAGCCACGCGGUGCGAGGAAACCACACCCAGUCGGCGCUGCUGUCCGGCCUGCGCAAAUUUGUGCUCUACGAGCUGCAAGUGCUGGCAUUCACUCGCAUCGGGAACGGGGUCCCCAGCGCACCCCUCAUCCUCGAGCGCACCAAAGAUGACGCCCCAGGCCCCCCGGUAAGGCUGGUGUUCCCUGAAGUAAGGCUCACGGCCGUGCGGAUUGUGUGGCAGCCCCCGGAGGAGCCCAAUGGUGUGAUUCUGGGGUACCAGAUCGCCUACCGCCUGGCCAGCAGCAGCCCGCACACAUUCACCACCGUGGAAGUGGGCGCCACAGUGCGACAGUUCACCGCCACAGAACUGGCCCCAGAGUCUGCAUACCUCUUUAGGCUGUCUGCCAAGACGAGGCAGGGCUGGGGGGCGCCACUGGAGGCCACAGUCAUCACCACAGAGAAGAGAGAGAGGCCAGCACCCCCCAGAGAGCUGCUGGUUCCCCAGGCCGAGGUGACAGCACGCAGCCUGCGGCUCCAGUGGGUCCCAGGCAGCGACGGAGCCUCCCCCAUCCGCUACUUCACUGUGCAGGUUCGAGAGCUGCCCGGAGGAGAGUGGCAGACCUACUCCUCUUCCAUCAGCCACGAGGCCACAGCCUGCGCCGUCGACAGGCUGAGGCCCUUCACCUCCUACAAGCUGCGUCUAAAAGCCACCAACGACAUUGGGGACAGUGACUUCAGUUCAGAGACAGAAGCGGUCACCACUCUGCAGGACGUUCCAGGAGAGCCCCCCGGGUCUGUCUCUGCGACACCCCAUACCACAUCCUCGGUGCUGAUCCAGUGGCAGCCGCCCCGGGACGAGAGCCUGAACGGCCUUCUGCAAGGGUACAGGAUCUACUACCGGGAGCUGGAGGCCGAGGCAGCCGCAGGCCCGGAGGCCAAGACCCUCAAGAGCCCCUCGGCCCUGCGAGCGGAGCUCACAGCCCAGAGCAGCUUCAAGACCGUGAACAGCAGCUCCACAUUAACCACGUAUGAAUUAACACAUCUGAAGAAGUACCGCCGCUAUGAAGUGAUCAUGACCGCCUACAAUAUCAUCGGCGAGAGCCCGGCCAGCGCGCCUGUGGAAGUGUUUGUCGGUGAAGCCGCCCCUGCGAUGGCCCCGCAGAAUGUUCAGGUGACCCCGCUCUCGGCCAGCCAGCUGGAGAUCACGUGGGAGCCGCCACCCCCAGAGAGCCAGAAUGGGAACAUCCAGGGCUACAAGAUUUACUACUGGGAGGCAGACAGCCAGAAUGAAACUGAGAAGAUGAAGGUCCUUUUCCUCCCUGAGCCCCUGGUGAAGCUGAAGAACCUCACCAGCCACACCAAGUACCUGGUCAGCAUCUCCGCCUUCAAUGCGGCUGGCGAUGGACCCAAGAGCCAGCCUCUCCAGGGGCGCACCCAUCAAGCUGCUCCUGGGGCCCCCAGCUACUUGGCUUUCUCUGAAAUAACGUCCACCACACUCAACGUGUCCUGGGGUGAGCCCGUGGCGGCCAAUGGCGUCCUGCAGGGCUAUCGCGUGGUGUACGAGCCUUUAGCACCCGUCCAAGGGGUCAGUAAGGUGGUCACAGUGGACGUGAAGGGGAACUGGCAGCGCUGGCUAAAGGUGCGAGACCUCACCAAGGGAGUGACCUAUUUCUUCCGUGUCCAAGCUCGAACCAUCACCUACGGGCCUGAACUCCAAGCCAAUGUCACAGCCGGGCCGGCCGAGGGGUCCCCGGGGUCACCUCGAGAUAUCGUCAUCACCAAAUCUUCCUCUGAGCUGACGCUGCAGUGGAGCGAGGGCAAUGCCGGCAACACACCCACCACGGGCUACGUCAUCGAGGCCAGGCCCUCAGAUGAAGGCUUGUGGGACAUGUUUGUGAAGGACAUUCCCCAGAGCACUACUUCCUACACCGUCGGCCUGGACAAGCUCCGGCAAGGGAUAACCUACGAGUUUCGGGUGGUGGCCGUGAACAAGGCAGGCUACGGGGAGCCCAGCAGCCCCUCCACAGCGGUGUCAGCUCAAGUGGAAGCCCCGUUCUACGAGGAGUGGUGGUUCCUGCUGGUGAUGGCGCUGUCCAGCCUGCUCAUCAUCCUGCUUGUGGUGUUUGCCCUGGUCCUGCACGGGCAGCACAAGAAGUACAAGAACUGCAGCGCAGGUAAGAGCAUCUCCAACAUGGAAGAGUCUGUGACCCUGGACAAUGGAGGGUUUGCUGCCUUGGAGCUCAACAGUCGCCACCUCAAUGUCAAGAGCACCUUCUCCAAGAAGAACGGGACCAGGUCCCCGCCCCGGCCUAGUCCCGGUGGGCUGCACUACUCUGAUGAGGACAUCUGCAACAAAUACAACGGCGCUGUGCUGACGGAGAGCAUGGACCUCAAGGAGAAGUCGGUGGAUGCAUCCGAAUCCGAGGCCUCUGACUCCGACUACGAGGACGCCCCUCCCAAGCACUCGUUCGUCAACCACUACAUGAGCGACCCCACCUACUACAACUCGUGGAAGCGGCGGCCGGCAGCCUCGGCCCAGCACCGGUACGAGGCGGUGGCUGGGGCCGAGGCGGGGGCGCACCUGCACCCGGUCAUCACCACGCAGAGCGCGGGCGGCGUGUACACCCCGGCCGCCGGGCCCCGCGCACCGCUCACCGGCUUCUCCUCCUUCGUGUGAGCGCGGGGCGCGGCCACGCCGGGACGACCUCGGAGUGUGUUUUUAAGACAAUCAACUCCAACCACUGAGCUGAAGUUUUUUUGUUUUCCAACAACAGAAACCCGAAUCUGAUGAGCAGUGAUUCUCCCCGACUGGUGGACGCUAGGUUUCAACUUAGGAAGGUUUUUUUAAAAUGCCUUUUUUUGUAACAUCGCUGCCGAGAGCAGAUUUCUUUGUUUUCUUUUCUUUUUAAGAGAAGGUCUAUCUCCCUGGUGCAGUGGCUGGCACUGUGGGGGGGGCGAGGGGCCCUGCACACCCCGGGACAGGAGAGGAGGGGUGGGUGAAAUGGGGCUUGGCCUACUCCUCUGUCUACCUCCUUUCUGAGGCCCAGCCAGCUCAGGCACAGCCUGACUGGGGACAACCUGAAGCUGUUCCUGGCUCUGGGGUUUGGAGAGCAAAUCCUGCCACCUGUGCCCCAAGCUUUGCAGCUGGCCGACAUGGUUUGGGCAGGGACGGCGGGGGGGGGGGGGGGCGGCGGGGGCUCUGCUUUGCAUCCUGCUGGCUGCCAUGAUGCAGAGUGAGCCUUUCCCUCCCUCUCCCCCCCCCACCCCUGCUUUCUGGCCAGCUGACAGGAGCAGGAAGUGUCCCCCAGUUCCAGCCACCCCCCCCCCAGCACAGCACACGCCCACCCCGCCCAGAUCCGCCCGCAGCGUGGCUCGUGACGUAGGAGUGUGCAUUGUUAACCAGAGUAUUUUUUAAAUCUUUUUAUCUUUUUUUAAACGAUGUCACAUGAAAUGAACGCGUCUUUGCUGUCUCCAGGUGCCUUUUUAUUAAUUGUUCAGCUUUGUACAUGGGAAAGACAAGAAGCAGGAAUCUCCCAAUAAAGCCAACAGCUCCGAGACACCAAGCGGGCCCCCGAGUCACCCCGUGCUCGCAGGCACACGGGGACCGUCCCCUCCACCCCCCCCCCCCGGGGCCACGGCCAUCCUCCCCAGGGUCUGCAUUGGAGGCCAGCAGUGAGCCCUCACAGGCCGGGGAAGGGGUGAUUCCUUGUGAACCCACUCUGAUUUUGUUAUUAUUUAUGGCAGAGUGAAAAUAGUCUGAGCUACUUUGGAAAACUUGAGUCCAGCACCCAGGCUCCCCCAUUAUUUAGAGGACACGUGGCUGGAACAUGGGGGAUCACCAAACCCCACCCCGGCCCCCGUCCUCAAGGAGGGCGGCGCAGCCUGCAGGGGCAGCUCACGCGACAGCCUGCUGUGUACCCCAGGAACACAGCGGGGUGAGGUCACAGCCCCCCAGGAUCAUCCAGGCCCUGAGAUGAGGACCAGCCAGUGCCGCCGGGCUCCAGUCUCAUGGCCACGCGUCAGAUAGGUGGCCUCCACGUGGCUGUUUCUUUCCACGCCUCGGCAGGGGCAGAGAAUGAAGGUGUUGUGUUCAUUCUCGAUUUCACAGUCACCCGCUGUGGUCUGGGAACACGGGAGAAUUUCGUGUGAGGUGAAGAAAUCCUCAGUUCUUCCAAAGCAGAGGGUGUAGGAAGAGCCCUCCCUCCCUCCCUUCCACUCUCCUUCCCUCCCUCCCUCCCUCCCUCCUUCCUUCUUUCCUUUUCCCAGUGGAAGGGUAAAUAUUCUAAACCAAAAAUCUUAAAUGCUCUGCCCAAAGCCACCUCUGCAUGAUGACGGCCACGUCCAUCCACGCGGUAGGAGGGGCUGCCUCCCCUCCCCCACAGGGGUGACCACACACCACCCCAGGACUUCGUGGGCCAUCGCCUUGCACGGAGGGUGAGGACGGGAUGGGCCCUGAGCACAC
Messenger RNA from Perognathus longimembris pacificus (Pacific pocket mouse), 8385 nucleotides. RefSeq names its product sidekick cell adhesion molecule 1 (gene Sdk1). NCBI's taxonomy places the organism in Eukaryota, Metazoa, Chordata, Mammalia, Rodentia, Heteromyidae. Bases 1 to 6600 code for a protein of 2199 amino acids. The transcript is spliced from 45 exons. Gene Ontology annotation, molecular function: protein binding. The record is from RefSeq and is a predicted model, not a curated record.